Messenger RNA from Strongylocentrotus purpuratus (purple sea urchin), 1002 nucleotides. Its product is annotated as macrophage mannose receptor 1-like. The record is from RefSeq and is a predicted model, not a curated record. Lineage: Eukaryota; Metazoa; Echinodermata; Echinoidea; Camarodonta; Strongylocentrotidae. The transcript has 8 exons. The coding region runs from base 1 to 1002 and encodes 333 amino acids.
AUGCUGACUCCCGGGGUUGUCUUGGUCUACGUGAUAGCCCAUCAUGGUAUGACCAGCUUCCAUGGCGAUCUUCGCCUUACAUUUGUGAGCGUACACGAGAAUGACACGAAUGCCUCCAGUGGGCAGAGAAAAGCAAUUACGUUCGUUAAAAUCACAAUCUAUCACAUCACGAUACACUCUCAAAGGAAAGUCUGUUUUAUUACAGUAUUUGAUGGAAGCAGUGAAGCAUCAUUUGGAGGUCUAGAUUAUUUCAUCUCACCUUCAUGGCUAGCUCGAUCCUUCUCAGAUGCACGUACCUACUGUCAAUAUCAUGGAGCUGAUUUAGCACUCAUCAAAUCACACGAUAUCAACACCUUCCUUCGUGACAGGAUUUCGGGAUUAAGUAACUAUGUAUUUUUUGGUUUGACUGACCAAGCUGUAGAAGGCACAUUUACAUGGAUCGAUGGAACACCUUUACAAUAUUCAGCAUGGAGGGAUCCUGAACCCAACGGCGGUGAUAAUGAAGAUUGUGUCACUCUAUCUUCUGAUCUUAACUUGGGAUGGAAUGAUAUUCCGUGUAAUCUCGACCAUCCCUUCAUAUGUGAACGCUAUCAGGAUGUUCCUGAAUAUGAGUGGAGUCGCUUUGAUGGAACCCUGUACUAUAUCUCUCAAUCCUCGAUGACGUCAUAUACGUUUGCUAGAAGGUUCUGCCAGGCUCAAGGAGGGGAUCUUGCCCAGCCUAAAACAGAGGAAAUCAAUAUGCAUCUCAUGAAGCUGGCUGGAGGAAACUCGUAUUGGUUUGGACUCGAUGAUAGCAGUCCAGAGGGCACGUUCCAAUGGAUUGAUCGCACUUCACUCGACAAUAAUGAAUUUCCUGCUUGGUCGAAUGGUGAUGCAACCCUAUUUGAGAGUGAACGAUGUGUUCAUCAACAGGUUAAUAAUGGAUGGAGAAAACUACCGUGUACAUCCUACCUCAGGUUCGCAUGUGAAAAAGCUCCGAUUCUUCUUCACCAGCAAUGCUAG